CAGCUCUCCCGAGUGCGCGCGCGGGGCAGUAGGAGGAGAGGAGAGUCCCUAAUUGCGCGUAGCAUCUCCGCUUUAAAAAAAAAAACCUCUGCACACCUAAGGGGAAAGAAAGAAAGAGGGCGCGGAGGAGGGAGAAAGCGCAAGAAUUAAAGAGAGAGGGAGGUAAAAAGAGAGAGCGUUGUCACUGGAUAACGUCUUGCUGUGCACAAUUCGCCAGGCUGUCCUGCUGACCGGAGCCAAAGGCCGAGGUGUUCGAAAUCAUGGCGAGUUUGCUGGAGAACCCCGUCCAGGCGGUGCUGUAUCUGAAGGAGCUGACAGCUAUCGUUCAAAACCAGCAGAGUCUGAUCCAGACCCAGCGGCAUCGCAUCGACAUCCUCGAACGCAAGUUGGACGACCUGGUGGUGGAGAAUAAGCAGCUGCGAGAGACAAAUGAGCUCCAGCAUCAUCCUCCACACCACCACCAAGCACAGCCGGGGCAGCUGCCGCAGGCCGAGCAGUCGCCCUCCAUUCCCCAGCAGGAGAUGCAGCUUGUGCCGGCUUCGACUCUUUCCCCAAGCCCGGAAGAUUCUCCUGAGGACUCGGAACGCCGGCAGGGCUGCAAGGCGCUGGUCCCGCAGACUCCCUCGACCCUCACCCGGGCAGGGGCACGGGCGCACAAAUCAGAGAGUCAGACAGUGCUGCACCAGUUCUGCUGCCCAGCUCCGGAGGCCCCAGAGAGAGAGGCCAUCUGCUGCUCCGAAAGCCCUGCAUUACUGCCCUCUGGAGGGAAGGAGGAUGAGGCGGGACAGAAGAGGAAGUCCAGCCAACCAGAUGCCUCUACCUGUGCACACUCUCCCCAGUACAAUCUCACAACUGACCUAGAGGAGACACAGAUAGAGGACUUGGAGCGUAAGUACGGCGGUCCGCUGAUUGCGCGGCGCGCGGCCCGUAAGAUCCAGACGGCGUUCCGCCAGUACCAGCUCAGCCGCAACUAUGAGAAGAUCCGCAACUCGAUGUCGGAGCGGCGUGAGCCGCGGCGCAUGUCGGUGCGGCGCGUGCGGCUGCCACGGGAAGGCUUUUCGGCCGAGCAGGCCCUCGUGGAGGGGUGCAAGCUGAUGGGGAUCCCCCUCACGCACUCCGCCUCCGCACCCUCCUGUAGCGGCGGAACACUCACCAACCUGGAGGACACCUUCACCGAACAGGUGCAGUCGCUGGCACGCUCCAUAGAUGAGGCUCUGAGCACCUGGUCCACCAUCAGACCCGAGGAGGGGCCGACAGGUGAGGGGGGAGGAGGCGGUGGAGAGGAGGGGUGCUCUGGCGCAGGUGCGCCCCCCUCCAGAGGGGACGGCGGUCUGCUGGUGGACCCCGAUACGAUCCGCGUGGCGUGCGGCGAGAACCUGCCCCGCAGUGCCAGCAAGCUGAUGCUGGCCUUCCGCGACGUCACCGUGCAGAUUGACAACCGCAACUACCGCUUGUCCUCCUCCGCCGUGCUCGAGUCCGUCGCCCUCGGCAACAGCAAGCCCGACGGCCCACCGCAGGGACCGCCGCCGCCACCACCGGCGCCAUCAGAGUCCCGCCGUGUCAGCGUCCAAUCAGAGGGUGAGCCCGAGUUUCCCGCCCCGCCAUCCCGGGAGGAGAUGGAGGAGGAGGGGGUGGACGGGGAUCCAUCGGGGGUGGAGGCCGAGAUGGGGAGGCCCGGAGGCAGGGGCAGCAGGAGGUCCAGUCAGGUGCGGCCCGAGGCGGAGGCCGUCAGCGGCGGCAGCAGCACGUCCACGUCUGGCCAGUCGGCCUGCGAGACUAUGGUCCUCUCUCUGCCCCGCCCACACUGCCAGGACACGAACACCUGCGGAACGCUCUCCACGGAUACGGCCCGGAAACGCCUCUACAGGAUUGGCCUCAAUCUCUUCAACCUAAACCCGGAUAAAGGCAUUGAGUUCCUGAUCUCCCGCGGAUUCAUCCCAGACACACCCAUUGGCGUGGCCCACUUCCUGUUGCAGAGGAAGGGGCUCAGUCGACAGAUGAUCGGAGAGUUCCUGGGAAACGCCAAGAAGCAGUUCAACAGAGACGUGCUUGACUGUGUGGUGGAUGAGAUGGACUUCUCAGGGCUGGAGCUGGACGAGGCGUUGAGGAAGUUCCAGGCGCAUAUUCGCGUCCAGGGAGAGGCCCAGAAGGUGGAGAGACUCAUCGAGGCAUUCAGCCAGCGGUACUGUAUGUGCAACCCUGACGUAGUGCAGCAGUUCCAUAAUCCCGACACCAUCUUCAUCCUGGCCUUUGCCGUGGUCCUCCUCAACACGGACAUGUACAGCCCCAACAUUAAGCCUGAGCGCAAGAUGCUGCUGGAGGACUUCAUACGCAACCUCAGGGGUGUGGAUGAUGGAGCCGAUAUCCCUCGUGAGAUGGUGGCUGGCAUUUACGAGCGCAUCCAGCAGAGAGAGCUACGCUCCAACGAAGAUCACGUGACCUACGUCAGCCGCGUGGAGCAAAGCAUCCUGGGAAUGAAGACAAUCUUGGCGGUGCCUCACAGGAGGCUGGUGUGCUGCAGUCGGCUUUAUGAGGUCACGGAUGUGAACAAGCCCCAGAAACAAGCCUCUCAUCAGAGGGAGGUCUUCCUCUUCAACGACCUCCUAGUGAUCCUGAAGCUGUGUCCUAAAAAGAAAAGUGCAGCCACAUACACUUUCUGUAAAGCCAUGGGACUACUCGGCAUGCAGUUUCACCUGUUUGAAAAUGAGUACUACCCACAUGGCAUCACGGUGCUUUCUCCGUUCUGCUCGGAGAAGAGGCAGGUGGUGAGCUUCAGUGCCCCAAACGCAGACGAGCUACUCAAGUUUGUGGAGGACCUGAGAGAGAGCAUCUUAGAGGUGGCCGAGAUGGAGAACAUACGCAUUGAGUGGGAGCUGGAGAGACAACAGGGAAUAAGGAGCCAGCCACCCAAAACCAACCAAAAUCAGAUGGAAAUUCAUAUUGGGCAAGGCACACCUACUGGAAAUCAUGAGUACUACGAGAAGAGUGGAAACAACACAGUGGAGGUGUCAAUUCACAACAGGCUCCAAACGUACCAGCUGGCCUCACCCCAGAGCCUCAGCUCUCCCGUGACGUCCCUCGCCGGCGUUCACCCCCUGGCCGUCCUGCCUAGCCAAGCCAUCCCCACGCUGCCCUCCCUCUCCCCCCUGGACACGCUCAUCCAAUGCCAGCAGAUCGUCAAGGUCAUCGUCGUGGACGCCACGGGCCGCGGACGCGUGGAGGCCUUCCUCAGCCAGAGCCCCGCCCAUCGCCUCAUCCAGUCGGCCGACUCCACGCCCGUGCGGUCCCGGGAGGGCGGGGCUGAUGGGAAGGGCGGGAGCAACCCGCCCCCCCCCCCUCCCUACCACCAUCCACACCAGUACUGCCCCCCCACGCCCCCGCCACAACACCACCUGCUCAGCAGACACAGGUACUCCAGCAGGACCCGAAGCCUGGUGUGAAAAAACAACACACACACACAUGCACACACGUAAAACAAAACCCUCUUAUACAGAGACGUAGAGGUAUGGACUAGAUGUGCAGACACAUACGUUGACAACUCUAUACAAACAGACCCUUCUUUACUCCUUUAAUCUACAGUGACAAAAAAACGUAGUCAUGUGUUAUAUUGAACUAGUUAAGAAUACGUUCAAUUGUAUAUGAAUUAGGUGUGUUUCUAUUGUGCUCAAGCUGGAACACAUGUUCAUACACACACACACACACACACACACACACACA
Alosa alosa (allis shad) is the source of this 3717-nucleotide messenger RNA. RefSeq names its product IQ motif and Sec7 domain ArfGEF 3b (gene iqsec3b). Gene Ontology annotation, biological process: regulation of ARF protein signal transduction; actin cytoskeleton organization. The record is from RefSeq and is a predicted model, not a curated record. The coding region runs from base 261 to 3440 and encodes 1059 amino acids. The transcript has 15 exons. Lineage: Eukaryota; Metazoa; Chordata; Actinopteri; Clupeiformes; Clupeidae. Gene Ontology annotation, molecular function: protein binding; guanyl-nucleotide exchange factor activity.